This is a messenger RNA of Xyrichtys novacula (pearly razorfish), 2964 nucleotides long. The record is from the annotation of a GenBank genome assembly. Lineage: Eukaryota; Metazoa; Chordata; Actinopteri; Labriformes; Labridae.
GAAAUCAUUUGCAUCCGGGUGCAGGUUUGUUUACGGUCCUCGGUCUGCUCGGUGCUUAGCUAAUGCUAAGCCUCGUGAGAAGCGGGAGCAUCUGCCACAUUUUUUCAGACACUUUGCUCUCCAUAAAUGGCAUCUCAGAUCCCAAUAACAGUUCGGCCGCAGCUGCCAGCCGCCAGCCCCUCCGCUAACCGGGGAAAGAAACGUCCCGGUAGUCCGGCGGUGUCUGCCGCUCAACAGUCCACCGGGAGCGGCAGCAAGAAGAAGAAGGGGCAGCUGACGGCGACACCUGCCACUCAAAUACAGGUUAAUUCAUCUGGUGUUGAUAUAGACCAAUUAUAACUGUAUAACUCUGUCAGUGAAGGAUGGUAUAACAAUCUAGAAGAGCAUACGCUUCCUGUGUAUAAGGAGAAGCUAACACGAAAAUAUACACAUUAUUGCAAAGAGCGACUACGAAGUAAAACUGCUGAACUGCUUAGUGAGAUCAAUUUGUGUAAAAACUUUUACGUUUCUGUUUUCGAUCAUAAUUUCUCUCGUCUUGAUGACUAAGGCAAAUUCCAAUUUCACAAAGUGAACACUAUUACACUAUACACUAUUCAACUAGUAUAAUAAUUCUUUUUUUUAUCAUUAGAUAUAACCGCUAAAAAGCUGUUCGGUAAAAGAACAUUUUAAUAUGAGAAUGUCUUUAAGUGAUUCAGAACAUUCACAGCUGUAUUUUUGAAAAGAAAAAGUAAAACAUUUCAACAAUCUGAACUGAAACUCUGAUCCUCUCAUCAGACUUUCUCAGUUAAGUCACUGGCUCAACUUACCCCAGAACUACUAUUGUGACUUUAUUAGUCCUCUAAACUAAAAUGGUGGACUUUAAUGCUAGUUGAGGAUUCUGAAGAUGUGUUGUUUUUGUUUCUCAGACAACAGCAGCAGAGUCUGCGGCUGAGGUGAAGGCAGCAGGACCAGUUGACAGUGGUCCAACAUCUCUCUCCGAGUCAACAGCUAAGCCUCCUCCUUUCAAAGACCCCAAUUUUAUGGUAAGAGUUCAUCCAUGCCAUCUGAUUUUGUUCUCCAUGAAUUCCUGCCCCUCUUUUUAAUCCCUUAUUAUCACGGCAGCAUUCUGGGAUUGGUGGAGCAGCAGCAGGUAAAAAGAACAGGACCUGGAAGAACCUCAAACAGAUUCUUGCUUUGGAGCGAACUUUACCCUGGAAACUCAAUGAUCCUAGCUGUGAGUUUUGUUAUCUUACUUUUGCCUGUUACAUGAGAAAUGUUCAACCGUUAUCAUUAAACAAAGUAGCCCAGCUUUUAUAUUUGAAUCGUUCACUUACUUGUACAAAUAAUGCCCAAUAUACAUAUAGAUAAUAUAUAUUAUUAUAUUAUAUAUUAUAUUAUUAUUAUAUAAUAUAUAUAAUUUAUCUUUUUUGUUGUUGUCCUGAAAUCUGUUUGAAUGCAUUUUCCCUUUGAGUUUAUAAAGAUUUUUGUUUAAGUUUACGAUUUUUUUUUUUACUAGCACUCGCAUUCAAGUUAUUUUGUGUUCACAGACUAUAACAUUGACGCUCCUCCCUCCCUGUUGCCAACCAAGAAGUACUCUGACAUCUCUGGACUCCCAGUGAGUAUACAGUUAAAGUCCUAAAGAUACCAAAUAUACAUACAAACUUGUCAGUCAAGUAUAAAGAUGACACUGAUCACUGUUUUGUCUCCCUUUAGGCAAACUACACAGACCCUCAGACAAAACUGCGCUUCACAUCCUCUGAGGAGUUCAACUACAUCCGUCUUCUCCCUACAGAUGUUGUCACUGGUUACCUGGCCUUGCGGAAAGCAACUUGCAUAGUACCCUAAUAACUGAGCAAGGUGUAAUAUCUGAAAGUGGUUUAAACUGGACUUGAAACCACAUCAGUGAUGGAAGCUGUAGGGCUGAACAGCCUGAUGAUUGCAGAGAGGCUACCAGGUUGUGUUCACUGAGGAAGAAAACUCAGAUGAAGAGCACAGAGAAGCAACUCCUGCAUGCUUUGGACAGCUGGUUUCAAGAAGACAAUUUGUUUGACAAAUUUGACUGAAGGAUAAAUUCUUCAUGUGAUUACUACCUCUAUUUUUUAAGGCUUGUUUCAUAUUGCUAGAUGUUGUUAUGCCAUUGCCAGAGCUAAAACAUCUAAAAUGUAAGAGUCACCUCUUCAUAGCAUGAUGUUGCCUUUGCUAAAUUUGUGUUUUUGCAUUAGUGGCCGGGAUGCCCUCUUGUGGUAAACAUCUGUUUUCUGUGAUGUAAAUCCAGUCAGGUUGUAGAGAGGCUGCACACUCAGAUGUCUCAAAGUGUCUCAAGAGGUUCAGGUAGCUUGAAUUUUUGUGUUUUUGUAAGGUCUCAAUUAAAAUUUUUAUAUGGUGUUGAAGUUUAAUUUCACAGUCUCCACCACAUUAAUCAACAUUGGAGUUGUAAAUGUAUUUCAUUCUCAUUUUAGUACAAACCCUUUAGUGCUUUAACUGAGUUACCUGCACCAGCUUCUCUGUCUCAGAUUGCUGUAAUGUUCUGUAGCUUGUGCAUACAUUUGUAGUCUAUGCAAAUGGAGCUGGGCCAAGAGUCCUCAGUUGGGCCUAAUUUCACAUGUGUCAUAUGUAAAUGUAAAAUUGGUUCCACAUGCUUUUAAUUCCACAGCAGCAUUUGAUAUAUGAUAGACUAAGGGUGUCUCAUUAAUCACACAUGGCAGGCAUACAGGAUUCUUUCCGUGGUGGAUUUUACAUCAUUUUUCACAAACUUGAUUAACGACAACCAUAUACAUUAUUUUCAAUGUAAACGAUCCUCAUUAUGCAAAAUCUGAGAGUGUAACCAUUUUAAGGCUACAGGUCUUAGUCCUGACCUGUUGAUAAAAUAUUAACUGAAUUUCAAGCAUCUGCAGCAUCUUAAUUUGGAACAGCUCAAUUCUAUGCAAAGUAAUAAAGGACUUUUAACCAAUAAACCAUUAAAAGACUGAAGAGAAGAACAGAUUA